Molecule: messenger RNA, 1503 nt
Organism: Miscanthus lutarioriparius
Lineage: Eukaryota; Viridiplantae; Streptophyta; Magnoliopsida; Poales; Poaceae
Source: the annotation of a GenBank genome assembly
AUGGCCACGGCGAGCAACCGCGCCCGCGUUUUGCCUAUGCUGCUCGCCGUGGCCGUGCUUCUCCUCGAACAAAUCGCCCUCUCAUCGGCAGACUUCCCUCUCGGCGGCCAGGCCACGGUGCAGCUGCCUCCGGCGCCCUGCCAGCCGGGCUUCGCCGCGAGGGCGGUGGUACUCGAUGCCCAGGGCCAUCGGCAGCCGGCCUUUGUCUCUGCCGUGAGCGCCGCCGAGGCCGGCGCGGGGCGGUGCACGUGCUCGCUGGUCGUCCUCCUGGGCGGCGUUAAGGUCUGGGCCUCCGACCAUCUCGAGAAGUUCGUGCCGGCCGCCCUGUGCCGGCUCGAGCUCACGGAGGACGGCCAGCUGCUGCUGACGGACGGCGCCGGGAAAGUCGGGUGGCUGUCCGGCACGGCGGGGCAAGGCGUCAAGUGGAACGUCUACCAUCAGGCGCUGCACUUGGAUCGCAAGACCGGCAACCUCGUCCUACUCGACGCCCAGAACUGCACCAGGUGGCAAAGCUUGGACGAUCCGACGGACACAUUCCUACGCGGUCAGCAGCGCAGACUGCCCGUGUACUUGAUCGCGCCCACUACAAAGGUGGCGUCGUCCUCGGUGUUCUACUCCUUCGAGCUUGACGGCGACAAGAUAGCCGCCUACUCCAACUUCGGGGAGACCAGGUACUCCUACUGGGAGCUCGCCCCUCCGGCCAACCGGACGAUGGCAUCGGCGAGGCUCAACGGGCCUGGGCUGAGAAUGCUGGACCUGCAGGGAGUGACGGUGGCGCAGAUCACGCCGCCGGUGAAGAAACCACCGCACCAGAAGUUCAGGGCCUCGUACAAGGCACUCGGGUUCUGCGAGCUCCCGCUCUCCUGCAGCAUCCACGAGGUGUGCUCGUCCGCCGGGAAAUGCAAGGACUUCUCCGAGUACGCCGAUCGGCCGCCGGUGCGCGCCGGCAACGCCAGCAGCAACCCCUGCGAAGGGACCGGUGAUAAAGCGUGUAUGGUCCACUUGAGGGGCGUCACCACGGUGCUCCGGACCGCGUCGCCGCUGACCAACGUGACGCUCCGGGAGUGCGUGGUGCAUUGCGCGCGCAACCUCUCGUGCAACGCCGCACUCUACGUGAAGGACGACGCCGGCGUCGUCGGUGCGGCUGACCACGGCGUGUGUUCGCACUACACGCUGACGGCGGGGGCAAGGGAGGUGACUGACGGGAGUCGCCGGUACAGCUACUGGGUGAAGUUCCCUGCAGCAGCAGCAGGAGGUGACGAGGACGACGAGGACGACGACGACAGCUCUCCCGGCAAGCUUAGCACUCGCACGAUAUUGAUGAUCUGUGGGGCGAUCGACGUGGUGUGCGCCUUGGUGUUUGUGGUGCUCAUAGCCUUGUAUUUUCGUCGGCUUCGUAGGCUGGCAGCCGCGGUGGACAGAGUCGUCGAGCUCCAAGAAGGCGAGGCCGAGGGCGCCGGGGAGCAAAACGACACCGACAGUAAUGGGUCCCAACACAGCUGA